AUGUGGUCCAUUUAAUUUGCUAGUGGAACAAGAUGGAUGAAUUGUGUAAAGGAGAUUUUUGGUUUUAAGUAUUAAAAUUUUGGGGGUAAAUUGAGAGAGAUGGGUUGUGUUUGUGGUAAGCCUUCUGCUAUUGAAGAUAGCAAAGAUAGUCCAAGAGAGCGUUUCUCAAGCAAAUCCUCUUCUGAGUUUAGAGUUUCAAGACCGGUUGCUUCUUCUAGAAGGGAGGAGACUCUUAGGAUUAAGGAACGGUCUGAUGUUGUUAGUGUAAGACCAGUGUUGAGUAAUAAGCAAGCCAAUGUUUCGAUGAAUUUGCGUGGGGAGAAUUUGAGUAGAAGAGAGAAGAAGAUUGAGAAUGUUGCUGCAACUUCACCACUUGCAAUGAGUAUUACCAUAGCUAAAGCAACUGAAGGAGAGUAUGUAGCUGCAGGUUGGCCUCCAUGGCUGGCUUCUGUAGCUGGAGAAGCCAUCAGGGGAUGGGUUCCUCGGCGUGCGGAUUCUUUCGAGAAGUUGGACAAAAUUGGUCAGGCUGGACUAGCCUCGCAUCCCGCGAUAAAAUUUUCUGAAUCACAGGUUAAAUGCUACCUGCAGCAACUAUUACAUGGACUAGACCAUUGUCACAGUCGUGGCAAACCUAUUAUGCCUGGUAGAACCGAGGUGGAACAGUUGCACAAGAUUUUCAAGCUAUGUGGCUCGCCUACCGAGGACUAUUGGGUAAAAUCAAGGUUGCCUCAUGCAACAAUUUUCAAGCCUACACAGCCAUAUAAACGCUUAGUGGGUGAAACAUUCAAGGAGUUUCCUCAGCCAGCUUUAGCCCUUCUUGAAACUCUCCUUUCAGUCAAUCCUGACGAUCGUGGAACUGCCACUGCAGCUCUCAAGAGUGAGUUCUUUUCCACCAGACCUCUUCCAUGUGAGCCUUCAAGCUUGCCUAAAUAUCCUCCCAGCAAAGAGCUCGAUGCAAGGAUGCGGGAUGAGGAAAGUAGAAGACAAGUUGGAGGUAACAGGGACCAAAGACACCAGGAAAGAAGAGGAACUAAAGAAUCUAGAGCCAUCCCAGCCCCAGACGCAAAUGCAGAGCUGGUUGCAUCAAUGCAGAAAAGGCAGAGCCAGUCUAGUAAUAGAAGCCGAAGCGAGAAGUUUAAUCCACAUCCUGAAGAAGUUGCAUCUGGUUUCCCAAUCGAUCCACCAAGGCCAUCAUCACAAGCAUUUGAACCAAACAGAGAAUCUCAGGGAAAUAUUAUUCCUCACAAGAGAGCUUCACAUUCCGGUCCUCUAUCACGUAGAUCUGCAUCUGCAAAGGGUAGAAGGAAUUACCAAGAUUCUCAGAAGGUUUCAUCCAUAGCUGAUUACUCAGCAUUGCCUGGUUUUGCUGCAACAAGAACAGGCGCACCACAACAAGAGACUUGCAGAGGAAUGACUCGGCUUCCAGGUUCCUUCAAGGAAACCUCUGAAGAAGCAAACCAGGAAGAAAAUGGUAGAAGCAACAAGAAAGACCCUAUUCUCUUGGGUUAUGGAUCAAAAGGGCAUAAGAUUCAUUAUUCAGGACCGUUGGUGGUUCCGUCAGGAAACAUGGAUCAGGUGUUAAAAGACCAUGACCGACAUAUCCAAGAAGCUGUGAGAAGAGCACGGAUCGAUAAGGCUCGAGUUAGGAAACUCCAAGCUGACGAAGCAUCGAGCCAACAUGUCCCAACCAGUCAUCCCCCAUCGGUUUCUAGCCGUUGAUCCAUCAAUGAGGCAAAAGUAAAUGAUCAAACCAAACCUCAUUUGCCUGAAACUUCUUAACACGGCGUAUUUUGAGUGGAAAUAAUUGUAUUUUAUUGAUUCAAAGAUUAUAUAUCAUCAUAGAAUCAAAUCUUGUCACGUUU
Messenger RNA from Arabidopsis arenosa, 1862 nucleotides. The record is from the annotation of a GenBank genome assembly. NCBI's taxonomy places the organism in Eukaryota, Viridiplantae, Streptophyta, Magnoliopsida, Brassicales, Brassicaceae.